Acyrthosiphon pisum (pea aphid) is the source of this 1265-nucleotide messenger RNA. Its product is annotated as kelch-like protein 2. The transcript has 5 exons. The coding region runs from base 125 to 637 and encodes 170 amino acids. Lineage: Eukaryota; Metazoa; Arthropoda; Insecta; Hemiptera; Aphididae. Gene Ontology annotation, molecular function: protein binding. The record is from RefSeq and is a predicted model, not a curated record.
GUCUACGUAGUUCGUAUUCUGUAAUAUUUCUAAAGACCUCAGAAUAAUAUAACACGGCUUUAAAUACGUAUAAUAUUAACUGAAGUUAACUACAAAACAAAAUAGGUACCUACUCGUGUAUAGUAUGCUACCGCACCGUACGUCUGUAAAAGAAAUGGAUUCUGUAAAACAAGUUAUGCCACGGAUAAGUGGCCAAAAGCAAGUUCUGAAAUCCAACGGAUGUAAACCUAAAAUAUGUAUAAACAGCUGUCAAACUCGCAGUUCAUCUGAAGUCUUACAAAGUUUACGCAGAGAAGAAGUGUUAUGUGAUAUUAAGUUAGAAACGGAUGACGGUGUAUUAGUUUGUGCACAUAAACUGGUUUUAGUAACAGCUAGUCCAUAUUUCCGUGCAAUGUUCCACAAUUUCGCUGAAGGGGAUAAAGGUGUUGUAAAUUUAAGAGAGUUAGACUGCAACAUCUUACAACUGUUGGUGGAUUAUAUUUAUACCGGUGAAAUCAUGGUCACUGUACAAAACGUACUGGAUUUGUUAGCAUCUGCUGUUCUCUUACAAUUGGAUUAUGAAAAGGAUCUAUGUGCUGAGUUUUUAGAAAAAAAAACUAAAUACUGCAAAUUGUUUUGCUAUCAGAGAAUUUGCUGACUUUUAUAACUGUAUGGAAUUAUUGUCAAGUUCUGUAGAAUACAUAAAAACACAUUUUUUAAAAUUUGUUGAAGCUGAAGAGUUCCUAUCUUUGUCUUCUGAAGAAAUGAUUAAUUUAAUCUCCCGUGGUGACAACGUUCCAUUCGAAGAUAAAGUUGCCUACUAAAAUUUGCAAUUGUUGUAUUUAAUUAUUGUUAGGAAAUCAAUUUAUUUAUGCUGUUUGUAAGGAUUAAAAUCGAAUCACAUGAUUCACAAAUACUAAAAACUGGUGGGUGGGUGUUUGGGUAUAUGAUAUACCUAAGUAAUUAUGUAAAUGUUAGCAUUAAUUUUUGGCAGUUUAUUAAAUUAAGUAUUUAAUUCUACAGCUUGUUUGCUGAUAACUAAUCUACACUGCUACAGUAUGAAAUAAUACUUAUGCCGAUCUGAAAAAUGUACCUUACUUUAACUUCACGAUACACAACCGUUUGUUGUUUCAGACUUAAGAGUGCGUUAUAUAACAAAUUUUACGCUCAGUAGAUCAUGAUUAACUCCACUAGUUUAAGACUUAGAGUGAUAACAUCUCAUAAAAUUUAAAGCUGGUAUUUUUAUUUAGGGAAUAUCAUGGAUUUUUAUUAUAUUUUAAUCUUAA